AACCGGGAAGUAAUCCACGUCAGCCGCACGAUUAUUCACUGCUUCAUCUGUCGAGUCUCGACGUUGACAUUUGACUUAAAAGUCAAAACUGAAAUCGAUGGCCGGAAUAAACUCUUCGCCGGCAACGAUCAAGCUCUUCUCCGUUCUACUUCUCCUUCUCACAAUCUCACCCCCACCACCCAUUUUCGCUAAAGCCUUCUCCUUCCCAUUCACCUCCUUCUCCCAAUACAAAACCCUAAUCUCAACCUCACGAUCCCUCCUCCUCCGCGUCGCGAACCUUCGCGCCUCCCGCGGAGACGCGUCGGGGUCGUCUCGGGUACGCGCAAUGGCUGAGGAGAUCGAUCGUGGGUUGGGGAUAGGGUUCCUGAGCAGAGCGUGGUCCGUUGGGUGGGAUUACGUGUGGAACUACGCUUGGAGAAAGGGUGGGAUCGACUACGGUGAGGUGUACGGUACGAUCGGUGAUCUCAACGAGCUUAUGAGUAUUGUUACGGAGUUCAAUCGAGCUGAAUCGAACGCUCAGAAAGCGAGCUCUGUUGCCAGGAGUUAUGGCAAAGCUCUUCGUGUCUCGAAGCAGUUGCUUCGUCGUCUCCUUAGAAUCUUUGGCAAAUCGGGUGCAUUGAGGGAGUUUUGGGAGAUGGUGCAAGCUGAAGUAGUAGAUGGAGAGUUAUUACAUGACUGUCUUGAAGUGGGAAGUAGCGAUGUUAAGAGUUUGCUUCAAAUAGCGAAAGACAUGGCUCUACAAUACUUUUCUUCUACAAGCCGUUCCUCGGAUGAGUUAUAGCUACAGAGAUGAAGAGUUUUCAUGUACGUAUCUUCUUUUUGUUGUAAACAAUAUUAUUAGUAGAUUAUACGUUUUUUUCUGCUUUGAAUCUGAGUUCUUUCCAUCGUGUUUUUUUCAUGGAAUGUGACUUGUUUGCCAUGUUGUAUAGACGUAGGCAUUAAGCCAAAAUCUUCUGGGAAAUUCGCCAAAACCGUUUUGUUCGGUACAUUUUUUUUGCUAGAUAAGUUAAAGAGAUUCGUAGACUUGAACCACG
Messenger RNA from Brassica napus (rape), 1034 nucleotides. RefSeq lists its product as uncharacterized. Bases 98 to 781 code for a protein of 227 amino acids. The transcript has 2 exons. NCBI's taxonomy places the organism in Eukaryota, Viridiplantae, Streptophyta, Magnoliopsida, Brassicales, Brassicaceae. The record is from RefSeq and is a predicted model, not a curated record.